Drosophila mojavensis is the source of this 2183-nucleotide messenger RNA. RefSeq names its product choline-phosphate cytidylyltransferase A (gene Pcyt2). The transcript is spliced from 4 exons. Gene Ontology annotation, molecular function: phosphatidylcholine binding; choline-phosphate cytidylyltransferase activity. Bases 396 to 2051 code for a protein of 551 amino acids. Gene Ontology annotation, biological process: CDP-choline pathway. The record is from RefSeq and is a predicted model, not a curated record. Lineage: Eukaryota; Metazoa; Arthropoda; Insecta; Diptera; Drosophilidae.
GAUUUCUACUCGUUUUGUUGCGACGGGCAGACGCGGACACACAUUAGCUUUAAAACAUUUGCUGUGGUUGAAGCAUCAACAAAUAACAACAUCACUAAGUGAAUCAGCGACGAUUGUUAAUAAUUGCCACUCAGGCGCACAGUGCUACAAAAACAAACAAUUUAAUUCAUGGUGCGUCAUUCUGUGUGAAAAAAUAUAAUACAUAUAUAAUACAACGUAGCACCACGAGCACUCAUCGAUUUUUAGCCGAAAUAUUAAAGCUAAAUCAAGAGAAAAGUUGAAAAUUUUCAACAACAAGAACAACAACAACGAAGAGCUCUUUCUAUUUUAGUGUGUACAAGUUUUUAGAGUAAAAUCAGGAAAACUGCCGCGACCGCUGCAACAGAGACGCUGCGAUGGCAACUUCAUCGGUAAUAGCCAAUAACACUAACAACACAAUUAACGCCGGCGCAACUGCCUCAGCUGCCGCAGCUGCUGCCAGCGCCGUUGUGGUCACAUCGACGUUAAGCACUCGCAAGCGCACCUACGAGACAGCCAUUACUAUGCCCGCUAUGGACGCCAAAGAACUGACGACAAUGCAACGCACAAGCACAGCCACGCCCCCCCCGGCUAAGGCGAGUACUCCUAGCCCUAGCCCGGAUAAGGCGGUAAUUGUGGACAUGGCAGAGCCACAUGCAGCGACUACAUUGCGCGACAUCACGCGCACAAUCUCACAGAGCGAUGCGGAUGAUAGCGUCGAGGCCACCGCACCGGAUGACACCUUGCCCGCCUGCUCCACGACGGCGGCAUCCGAGGAUUAUCUCAAUGGCAGCACUGGAGUCAAGCGCAAAUAUGUUCCGCCCACAACUCCACCACUUCUGCUGCCGUCCCCACCACCAAUGUUACUGUCCACACCGACUCCAACUCCGUUGACGUCCUCAACAAUGGCCGCAUCCUCCACCCACCAAUCUCUCAACAGCAGCGGAUUUGCAGAUCUAGCGACAAUUUGCAAGCCAGCGCCCUUCUCCUCCGAUGAGGAAGCUAUAUUGGAACGCGAACGUUGCGAUUAUACUCAGCGGAUCACCUAUCAGAUGGCCCGCUCCGGCAAGACGAAUCGUCGGGUACGCGUGUAUGCGGAUGGCAUCUACGAUCUGUUCCAUCAGGGCCACGCCAGGCAGCUAAUGCAGGCCAAAAACAUCUUUCCCAACGUCUAUUUGAUUGUGGGCGUUUGCAAUGAUGAGCUCACGCAUCGCAUGAAGGGACGCACUGUAAUGAAUGGCUUCGAGCGUUAUGAGGGAGUGCGUCAUUGUCGUUACGUUGAUGAGGUUGUUCAGAAUGCCCCAUGGACCCUAUCCGAUGAGUUCAUUGCGGAAAAUAAAAUUGACUUUGUGGCUCACGAUGACAUUCCCUAUGUACAUGAUGGCCUGGAUGACAUUUAUGGUCCGCUGAAGGCACGUGGCAUGUUCGUCGCCACGGAGCGUACCGAGGGCGUAUCCACUUCGGACAUAGUGGCGCGCAUUGUUAAGGACUAUGAUUUGUAUGUGCGUCGCAAUCUCGCACGUGGGUAUUCUGCCAAGGAGCUUAACGUUUCCUUUUUGUCCGAGAAGAAAUUCCGUUUGCAAAACAAAAUGGAUGAGCUAAAGUCGCGUGGAAAACGCGAAUUGACCAAAGUCAAGGGCGACAUUAUCACCAAAUGGGAGGAAAAAUCCCGCGAAUUCAUCGACACGUUUUUACUGCUUUUUGGUCGGGAGCGUCUGAAUCAUUUGUGGAACGAGUCAAAGGGCAAACUCAUCCAAGCACUCAGCCCGCCUGGCAGUCCAUCCGGCUCGGUAAAUGGCGAUGAUUUGGACGAUGGCAAUGAUUCCGAUGAGUAUUUGGAACUGCCCGCCGAGUACAGCGGAGGCAGCACAAAUUCCCUGAAUGGCAACAGCCAGAAGCGUUCCUCGCUGGCCAGGCCUAGCUAUCAGAGCCGCUCGGCGGUUGCUUCCUCGCCGGAGGAUUACGAUGACGACGACGACGAUGACGAUGAUGCCGUGUACGAUGCGGAAUUCGUAGAGCGGCGCAGCAACUGAUUGAAUUAGCUAGUUGUAGUGGGAAUGCGUUGCAAGCAACUAUAUAUUUUAGAUUUCAGAUUUGGCUAGUUUCACUUUCACUAUCUAUUGAAGCUAUUGUAUAUUUAUUAAAUUGUUCUUUCGUGUGAUUAA